CAGGUGAUCUGUGACGCCAACGACCCGAUAUCGCUCGUUUCAGAGUUUUGUACUUUAAAUGCAGAGACCGGUACCAAAGAUGAGGGACCGCUGGCGAUCAUUCGGAAGAAUGUCAAGGCUGCUCCGUUCGUUCCAACGAAGAAUUUGUCAGAUACGGUAGCUUUGGCGUCGCUGUCUUUCAUCGAAACGCAACUAUGCUCUGCGGCAGCCUUAAGAUCUGCCGAAGAGUACUGUUUUUGGUUGCUGAACUUAAUUCAGCAUCUCGUGGACAGAGAUAACGUUGUUAAACUUCGAAGCAUUUGUCAGUCGUUGGUCGAACCAGAGUCGAAGUCCUAUCAGGUUCCUUUGUCAUCCUCGUUUGAAAUUUCAAAGAUAUCGGUGCUGAAAGAGGCGUUAAAAAUCAUUGCGCUCAAUCCAAAGUUGCAGAGGCUGUACGCCGAAUUUCACGAUCUGUUAAAAAAGUCUACGGAUGAUGUUUUUGAAGUCAUUGCCUCAUCCAUGAGUUGA
This is a messenger RNA of Soboliphyme baturini, 507 nucleotides long. The record is from the annotation of a GenBank genome assembly. NCBI's taxonomy places the organism in Eukaryota, Metazoa, Nematoda, Enoplea, Dioctophymatida, Soboliphymatidae.